UAGUGAUUUCCAACCAUUUAAAAACCACCGGAAGUGCAGUCGAAAAAAGUCAAAACAAAAGAAUUUUGCAAGAAAAAAUAAGAAAUGUGUAUGAAAGGCAACACUGUUUGAGAUCUAAUUAUGAGUUAUAUAUGAUGUUUAAAUAGCCUACAAGUUGACAGACAGACAUCAUCAUGCAAUUUGGUAAUGUCAGCCUCGGAGUGUCUGCGGGGAACUAUAUCAUACUUGGAUUAUGGUGGCACAUACAGAUUACUAAAAAGUACUGGAAUUGCAAACACAAGAAAUCAGACUUCUCAUCCACUGUCUCAUUCCAGUGCUGCUCAAGAUGUAGGAAUAUUCCUGUGGAAGGAAUAUGUAAGAUUCUCUCAAGUAUCUGUAUAUGUGUGGUCAGUAUAUAUCAAAUCAGAAGUGCUAGCAACACCACAGAGAGGAAUGAGGGUAUCGGACAGCUCACCGUGUUCAGUUUGUUUUCCUUAGCAACGUUUUGUGAUAUUAUAUCAGACUGUUGCCAGCGUGUGAUUUUUCCUGGUCUCGACUACCUGAUAUUAGUGAUCUGUUUCAACGUACAGUCAGUAGUGCUGUCGUGUCAUUCUGUGUCCGUAUAUUCGUGGAUGUCGGUCGCAGAUACUUGUGCAAUGUACGCAGCUACGUUCGUUGCUGUGGCUUUACUACUGGAGUUUAAAUACCCACAUUAUAUCUGGUUCCCGUUGAUGCGUUCAUUUUGUACGCUGGUGCUGGGAACCUGGUUUGCUCACAUGUGCAUUGUCCUGUUUCAAGAAAGCUCACAGUUGAAGAAUUCAUUAGAUGUUCUUAAUGUAACUGGAAACACAAGUUCCAUUGUAGCUCAGAGUGCAAUUUUGACAGAAUCUGAAUCAAAGAUCGAGAAUUUAUCUUUUGUGCCAAUGUAUUUUUCUUGGCAUAUUCUGUUUAAUGUGAAUCUUUUGACAAUUAUUUGGGUAGCAGUGUGGAAAUUGGCCAAUAGAAACUGCUGUGUGUGCAUGCCAGAUGAAGAACGGGUGAAUCAGUUUGAAAAUCGUGUACAUUUUGAUUACCACAUGAUCACUCGCAUGACCGAUUCCGAUUAUGAGGAUUAGUUUCUUGGAUGUUUGACCUUAAGCGGCCCACUGGCGUAAACUGAAUACUUAUGUGACCAGUGCAGAUUAAAAUCAGCUGGCAUAAGUGUGCUGUUAAGAUCAUGGACUGCACUGUUUGCUAUUUAGUUUGUAAAUAUUUUUUUUAAUUUUCCCCUUAAUAUGAUGAAUGGUUUUAUCCAGAUUGAAGGAUGGACAAGUCCAUUUAAGGUAUAUAGCGUAGUUAGGGUUAAAACACGUACAUCAAUGUUCUUUAAGAUGCAGGCAUCCUGAUAUUAACAUAUUUUAAAAAAAAAAUCUAAUCUUUGUAAUAUGUAUAUAAAGAGUUUAAGAAAUGUAUAAAUAUUUUCACUUUAUAUGGUGCUUACAUUUUAUACACAAAAUAUUGUGUAUUUUACUGUUUUGAGCUUGACUAAUCGAAGAAUAGGGAGAGCUGUAAGCCAAGUGUAUUUAUCCCUGAAUCAGGGUCAGCAUCACACUUUGGUUAAACUCUUGUGUGCAAGGUGAUUUCUGCAAAAAUACUGAAGGGAAUACAUUGAAACUUCACACACAUUUUUGAGAGCUUAAUAGGGAGUCACUGUCCAAGGCCCUGGCAUAACUUGAGCAUGGGUUUUGACAGAAUUAUGGCCUUUUUAGAAUUUAGAAAAUUCUACAUUAUCCAGACUCUUGCUUUACCAUCAAGCACUGGGGAUAGUUGAGCACACUGUUCUGCUGACAGCUUUUGUUAAAAUACUAAAUUUCUACCACAAAUAAUUUAACAAAGAAGACGCCAUUUUUGCACAUUUUGACAAUCUUGUAUAAUUAAAAAAAAUUAAGUGCCUUAAACUGACUUAAAUCAGUUUAUUUCCAAACAUGGCAAUACUUUUACAAUUAAAAACACUUCUUUAUUUCAUAUAUAAUGUUUGGUGCUUGACUUUAAAGGCCCAUUAAGCCUAAAAAUGCUAUGAUUUUUAUUUCUCAAAUUAUAAAGCAUUUUAUUCUUUGGGUCCUGUUACAGUUUCCAAAAAGAUACUCAUUGGCCACAUUGCUGAGCCAUAUUUUAUAUCUUUUUUAUUGUCGCACUUAUUACAGUUAUAGUGAUUUAGUAUUUUGUAUGGAAGUCAAAA
This is a messenger RNA of Ruditapes philippinarum (Manila clam), 2197 nucleotides long. RefSeq lists its product as uncharacterized. Lineage: Eukaryota; Metazoa; Mollusca; Bivalvia; Venerida; Veneridae. The coding region runs from base 174 to 1094 and encodes 306 amino acids. The record is from RefSeq and is a predicted model, not a curated record. The transcript is spliced from 3 exons.